Molecule: messenger RNA, 1551 nt
Organism: Rasamsonia emersonii CBS 393.64
Lineage: Eukaryota; Fungi; Ascomycota; Eurotiomycetes; Eurotiales; Trichocomaceae
Exons: 6
Coding region: 1-1551 (516 amino acids)
Biological process (GO): transmembrane transport
Molecular function (GO): transmembrane transporter activity
Source: RefSeq, a predicted model, not a curated record
AUGACGACAACAACAGCAGCAGCAGCAGCAGCAGCAGAAACAUUGUCCAGCUGCGAUGAUCCGUCCUCACUUAAGAAGAACAAGAACAAGAACAAGAACGAUAAAGAUGACGAAGAGAAGGCCGCAGCAGCAGCAGCAGACACCACAACAGGACCCAACUCGACAGACCAAGAAGAAAAAGAAAAAGGCUUCAUCACCGGAAUCAGACUGUACCUCAUCACGGUGGCAGUGACGCUAGUGGGGUUUUUGAUCUUGCUCGACAUGAGCAUUAUCGCGACGGCCGUUCCACGCAUUGCUAGCGAUUUUCAUGCGUUGCAAGAUGUUGGUUGGUAUGGGAGUUCGUAUCAGUUGGCUAAGUCGUCUGCAUCCACCGGGAAAUCUGCUGAUGCGCAACCAGUGCCUCUCUCCAGCCGCUGGCCGGGAAGCUGUAUUCGAAUUUCCGCUCCAAGCAUAUUUUGGGGCGAUGAUAGGCGUUAUCGAUUACUAACCUGGAUUGCUACAGGCUUCUACAUCAACCUCCCCAUCGGCGGCCUCGUGGCCAUCUUGCUUCUCUUCAUCGACAUCCCCGAUAGCAUCAAACCCCGAGAGCUCUCCGUCCUGAAAACCAUUCUCACAAAGCUCGAUCUGGUCGGCUUCGCCCUGUUUGCUCCUGCGGCGAUCCAGUUCUUCCUCGCCCUGGUCUGGGGCGGGAACCAGUUCGCCUGGGACAGCGCGACGGUGAUUGGGCUCUUCUGCGGCGCGGGAGGCACGUUCAUCGUCUUCCUCGUGUGGGAGUACUUCAAGGGCGACGAGGCGAUGAUCCCGCUGUCCAUGGUGCGCGUACGAGCGGUGUGGUCGGCCUGCCUGGUCCAGCUCUUCUUCUUCGGCAUGCUCCAGCUGGUGGAGUACUUCCUGCCCAUCUACUUCCAGGCCGUGAAGGGGGUCUCCCCCAUGCUGAGUGGAGUCUACUUACUGCCGAACGUCAUCAGUCAGUUGAUCGCUGGUGUUGCGGCGGGAGCAGCAGUCAGCAAACUGGGCUACUAUCUGCCCUGGAGUGUGGGCAGCGCGAUGCUGCUGGCCGUCAGCAACGGCCUCUUGUCGACCUUGUCGCCAUCCACCUCGACCGGGAAAUGGAUCGGAUACCAGAUCCUGCUCGGCGCCGCGCGCGGCAUGGGGAUGCAAAUGCCGUUGACAGCGGUGCAGAACUCGCUGCCGCCGGCGCUGACAUCCAUCUCCAUGUCUCUGGUGACGUUCUGCCAAACCUUUGGCAGCGCCGUGUUCCUGACCGCGGGCGAUCCCGUCUUCACCAACAGUCUCCGCACGGCGAUCCUCCGCGAUGCGCCGGGCGUGAACCCGGCCGUCAUCGUCGCUGCGGGCGCCACGGGCAUUCGAGAGGUGGUCACAAACCCGGUACAGCUGGCGGGCGUGUCGGCCGCGUACAGCACCAGCAUCGACAGGGUGUUCUACCUGGCGGUGGGGUUAGCCUGCGCCUGUUUCUGCUGCACGUGGGGGUUGGGGUGGAAGGAUAUCCGGAAGAAGGAGAAGGAGCAGGAGGCGCCGAAGGAGGUAUAA